GUGUGUGUGUUAUCAAGGCUUUAAGUUUUUCGAAAAAUUGAAGGCACGAAUCAUCAUAAUCAUGAAAGGGAAACAUUUUUUAUCUUCUUGCUCCAUUUUUCUUUCCAUCUUGCUAAUUUCCACAGCAUUAGACACAAUCACAACAGAAAAACCAAUUAGAGAUGGUGACACAAUUGUUUCAGCUGGAGGGGUUUACGAGCUUGGAUUUUUCAGCCCUGGAAAUUCGAAGAAUCGCUACGUUGGCAUAUGGUUCAAGAAGAUAGCAACUAGAACUGUUGUCUGGGUUGCCAACAGAAACAUUCCACUGAAUGACAAUUCAGGAGUGUUAUUACUCAAUCCCAAUGGAAUUCUUGUACUUGUUGACAAUUCCAAUGCCUCAAUUUGGUCAUCAAACUCAUCAAGAUUGUUAAUGAAUCCAAAAGCACGGCUCCUGGAUUCCGGUAACCUUGUUGUCGGUGAUGGAAAUAAUAGUGAACGAGAAGUUAAUUUCGUGUGGCAGAGUUUUGAUUAUCCAGGAGAUACUUUAUUACCUGGGAUGAAGCUUGGACGUAAUCUGGUCACGGGCAUGGAUUGGUACAUAGAGUCAUGGAAGAGCACUGAUGAUCCUGCUGCGGGUGAAUAUAUAGAACGUCUUGAUUCUCAUGGAUACCCUCAAUUUUUCGUGUGGAAAAAUUCGUCUAUAGUAUAUAGCACAGGGCCAUGGAAUGGUAUCGCAUUUAGUAGUAGUCCUAAAAAUCAACCAGCUAUAUAUUAUGCUUUCGAGUUUGUUAUUAAACAGAAGGAGAUUUACUUUAAAUACGAGCUUAAUGAGUCCCUGCCCACCAGGGUGGUGAUCAAUCAGGCUGGAAUGGUAGAACACCUAACAUGGAUCGAGCGUAAUCACAGAUGGAUAGUCUACGUAUCAGCACAAUCUGAUAAUUGUGAUCGUUUUGCUUUAUGUGGUCCUUAUGCAAGUUGCAACAUCAAUAACUCUCCUCCAUGUGACUGCUUGCGAGGUUUCGAGCCUAGGUAUCCUGAACAAUGGUAUGCAGUGGACUGGUCUAAUGGUUGUAUAAGGAAAACUUCUUUGUCUUGUAACCAAGAUGGUUUUCUUAAAUUUAGGAAUAUCAAGAUGCCGGAUUCUAGACACUCCUGGUAUAAUGUAAGCAUUAGUCUUGAAGAAUGCAAGAAAAUGUGCUUGGCUGAUUGCAAUUGUACAGCCUACUCAAAUCUUGAUAUAAGAAAUGGCGGAAGUGGAUGCUUACUAUGGUUCGGUGAACUCAUUGAUAUUAGAGAGUACAACAAAAAUGAGCAAUACCUGUUUGUGAGAGUUGCUGCUUCAGAAUUAGAUUCAGUCAGGAAUCGGAGGGGAAAGAGGUCAGCCCUGAUUGCGGUCAUUUCAGCACUAGUAGCAACUUCUAUCCUCAUCUUUCUAGCUUGGUUUACCUUCCAAAGAAAGAACAAAAAAACAGAUAAACAUACUGGAGGUUCAGAAGUUGGAAACAAGGACCUCGAGUUGCCAUUGUUUGAUUUAGUUACUGUUACUACUGCCACUGAAAAUUUCUCUUCUGCGAAUGUGAUUGGUGAGGGUGGCUUUGGACAGGUUUACAAGGGUAUUCUACCAGAUGGACUAGAGAUAGCAGUAAAGAAGCUAUCAACGUAUUCUGGACAAGGCGUUCAAGAGUUAAAAAAUGAAAUUGCUCUCAUUUCCAAGCUGCAACAUAGGAACCUUGUCAAGCUUUUGGGUUGCUGCCUUGAAGGAGAAGAAAAGAUGCUAAUCUAUGAGUUUAUGCCCAACUCUAGCUUGGACUGUUUCAUUUUUGAUCCAAGCAGAAAAGCUUCACUUGCAUGGAAGAAUCGCUUUGAAAUUUCUGUGGGAAUAUCUCGAGGUCUUCUUUACCUUCACCAGGACUCAAGAUUUAGAAUUAUUCAUAGAGACCUCAAGACCAGCAACAUUUUACUAGAUGGAGACAUGAAUGCCAAAAUUGCUGAUUUUGGCCUUGCCAAAAUUUUUGGCGGAGAACAAGUGGAAGGAAAUACUAAGAGAGUGAUAGGGACAUAUGGAUAUAUGUCACCUGAGUAUGCUGUUGAUGGGAAAUAUUCAGUAAAAUCCGAUGUAUUUAGUAUCGGCGUUAUCAUUCUAGAGCUAGUCAGUGGCAGAAGGAACAGGAAAUUUCAUCAUUUGGAACAUUAUCACAAUCUUUUGGGACAUGCAUGGUUACUUUGGACUGAAGACAAAGCGUUGGAACUGAUGGACGAAUGUUUGAAAGAAUCAUUUUCAGAAUCUCAAGUGUUGAGAUGCAUCCAGGUUGGCUUGUUGUGCGCCCAAAAACACCCUGAGCAUAGGCCUACAAUGGCAUCAGUAGUUUUCUGGUUGGGAAAUGAAGGCCUGGUUCUUCCUCAACCAAAGCAGCCUGGAUUUUUUAUAGAAAGGAAUUCAAUGGAUUCAACAGAAUCAGCUCAAUUUAUCAGUUAGCUCGUUGUAAUCGGAUAAGGGCAUUGUGAAUUCAAGUUCAAUCAACACAUAUAAUAUCUAAUUAAUGAGAAGAAAAUCUGAAAGUGUGUACACACAUUUCAGCACACGCUUUGUAGCACAAUUAAUCCGGAUUCACAGGGGAAAGUUCGACUUUUUGGGAGAAACUAAAGUCUCCUCAUCAAAAGUGACUCCAUUCAAGAAGUUGAAGAUUCUUCUUGUUUUUUCUCUCAGUUGAAUAUUAGAUGGUGACUUUACAACUUUUUAAAAUAAAUGCAUUAAUAUUAAUAGAAAAUAAAAAAGACAUCAGUUCCUUU
Messenger RNA from Solanum tuberosum (potato), 2769 nucleotides. RefSeq names its product G-type lectin S-receptor-like serine/threonine-protein kinase At4g27290. The record is from RefSeq and is a predicted model, not a curated record. Bases 62 to 2455 code for a protein of 797 amino acids. Gene Ontology annotation, biological process: recognition of pollen; protein phosphorylation. The transcript has 8 exons. Gene Ontology annotation, molecular function: ATP binding; protein serine/threonine kinase activity. Lineage: Eukaryota; Viridiplantae; Streptophyta; Magnoliopsida; Solanales; Solanaceae.